AGCAGCUUCCGGUUAUACGCAUCAAGCAAGCUACUUCCGGCAAAAUAGCCGUGGAAGAAAAUUACGAAGAUUUAAGUGUUGCCCUUCGUUUCUGUUUAGGUAAAAUAUACAUUUAAAGUCAGCACCGUGGCGACCAAAAUUGUAAGCGAAGUCCCUGUCCAGAUUAUUAGUUCGAGGUCAGGUGGCAUGUCGCUCGUUGACCUGGGAAAGAAGCUACUGGAGGCAGCCAAACGUGGAGACACCGAUGCUGUCCGGGCGUUGAUGUCCAAUGGUGCACCCUUCACAACAGACUGGCUGGGAACUUCUCCACUUCACUUUGCUGCGCAGUUUGGCCACCAGCAGACGGCGGAGGUGCUGCUGCGAGCGGGCAUCAGCCGAGAUGCUCGCACCAAAGUGGACCGGACGCCCCUCCAUGUGGCGGCGCAGGAAGGUCAUGUGGAGAUCGUGGAGCUGCUUCUGGACAACUCAGCAGACAUUGAUGCCAAGGAUAUGCUGAAGAUGACGCCCCUACAUUGGGCCACAGAGAAAGGACACAUUCCAGUCGUCGAAAUCCUCCUGAAACACUCGGCCGACACCAACUUCGAAAACAAGUUUGACCGGACACCUCUGGACAUUGCCAUCGCCAACGGGAGGACAGAUAUAGCACAACUCUUGCAACUAGCACAGCACACGGAGAUCACCUGUACGGAGGGGGAGACUGUGACGGUGGAGACGACGUCGGACAUGAUCAGCAGCGUGCUCGCCGCGGGAGACAGGGACGGUGGGGCGGUGUUGCCUGUUGCUAUUGUUCCUAACACUGCAUCCGCCUCCAAAUCCAAAAAAGAUGGGGAAAUCUCGGACCAAAGCAGUACAUCCGUCCUGGCCACCCUUGCUGCCCUUGCUGAGGCCACGGCGCCCAUCAACACACAAAACGUGAGCUCAUCCGAAGCGAUGAACUGGUUGGAGAGUCAAGGCAUCACAAUGAUCUCAACAGCAGAUGGCGGCAUCAUCACUUCGGCCGUGGAGAGUGGCCAGACGAUCUCACUCACAGAGGCUGGCAAGAUCGCGCUGAACCUGAUCCGGCAGCAGGGCCUAGGUCAGGCAGUGUCUCAAGAUGGGGAGGUGGAGAGUGCUAUAGAGAACGUGGUGGGCGCGGAGGAAGAGGAGGAACAGAAAGUUAUAACCAUUGUAGCCAACCAGGGAGACACCGAGAUCCCCAGCAACAACGGCGGCACGGUGCUGGUGGCCGUCAACCCUGACGGCACCACCACGGAGAUCCCCAUGGAGGCACAGAUGGUGGAGGAGUCACAAGUUGAUGAGACAGAAAUCACAGAGCCCCUGUUGAAAAAAAUCAAAACUGAGGAUGGUCAAGGGGAGGUAAUCCUGGAGGAGGUCGCUCUAACAGAAACAGAUGCUCUACAAACGGAGGAAACGCCAUUAGUUAUGGCUGAGGAUGCUGAUGAAAACGACCCCGGCCAGGACCGGUUGCGGAGGCAGCUGGAGGAGGUGCAGAAGCAGGCGGAGGAAUACAAGCGCCAGCUGCAGCAGAAGCAGGAGGAGGCGGACGGAUACAAGAAGAAGCUCAACGAAAUUGUCAAAACACCCGAGAAAUCCUCUGGGGAAUGAACUUUGAAGAAUCCCCCUCCCCAUCAUUGUCUCCUCGUCUUCGAGGCUUUACCUGGUGUUGCCUCCCAGCAACCAGCUCCUCAGUGAAAACAAUCACUUCGCUGGUUCUUACAAGCAUUUCAGUAUGUUGGCCAAAGGAACAUUGUCUAUUAAAGCAGUGUGUGAACUUUUGCAUGAACACAAAGGAUAUGGGGCUGGGACGGGUCUACAUUUACUACCCGACCCCCUAUUGCUCGAGUUGGGUACAAAAUGUCCGGCAGAAACAAUUGAGAUGACAUAUGAAACGCUCUGAUCAUGCAUACACAUGUACAAGUCAGAGGAAUGUGUGCAUGGUCGGAAAGAAAUGCAAACAUUAGGGACUUGCAUUGUAAGCAUGAAAUUUUAUUGUUAUUAUCAUUAUAUCAUGUGACUCAGGACAGGGUAGUACGGUGGGCACUCGGUCCUACUCAGGACCCACCGACCCGAGUACUGAGUUACCUAUUGCUGAGUGCAGCAUCAAACCACAAACAAACAAACAAACAAACCUGAGUUACCUAUUGCUGAGUGCAGCGUCAAACAAACAAACAAACGAACCUGAGUUGCCCGUCCUGGCCAUACAAGGGUUCCUUGCCAAGCCCUAAUAUCAACAAGGAAAUAUUUAUGGGGUCACAUGAUUCAAACAAUAUAGCAGCAGAUGUCAAGGGAAGCCGUUAUAUCUAACAUGGAGCAAGUAUCGCAGACUGAUAGUCCUGGCACUGUGACAGUCACAAGGACUGCCUGUCUUCUCCCAAAUCUUGUAAUUUUACUUGAAUCACUUGUCCUGAAAUAAACUGAGGACUAGAUGAAAUGAA
This is a messenger RNA of Haliotis rufescens (red abalone), 2435 nucleotides long. Its product is annotated as GA-binding protein subunit beta-1-like. Gene Ontology annotation, molecular function: protein binding; transcription cis-regulatory region binding. Gene Ontology annotation, cellular component: nucleus; cytoplasm. Bases 187 to 1605 code for a protein of 472 amino acids. The record is from RefSeq and is a predicted model, not a curated record. Gene Ontology annotation, biological process: positive regulation of transcription by RNA polymerase II; innate immune response. NCBI's taxonomy places the organism in Eukaryota, Metazoa, Mollusca, Gastropoda, Lepetellida, Haliotidae. The transcript is spliced from 12 exons.